Molecule: messenger RNA, 2239 nt
Organism: Ipomoea nil (Japanese morning glory)
Lineage: Eukaryota; Viridiplantae; Streptophyta; Magnoliopsida; Solanales; Convolvulaceae
Product: CLP protease regulatory subunit CLPX2, mitochondrial
Exons: 13
Coding region: 128-1762 (544 amino acids)
Biological process (GO): protein folding; proteolysis; protein catabolic process
Cellular component (GO): mitochondrial matrix
Molecular function (GO): ATP hydrolysis activity; ATP binding; ATP-dependent protein folding chaperone
Source: RefSeq, a predicted model, not a curated record
CUAAAUGCGUCGGGUCUCACAUUGAAAUUCCAAUUAUAACCCUUCCCAGUUCCCCCCUUCUUGCUCUUCAGCUCGAUAGCUGCAGCCUGCAAGCCAGAAUCGAAGAGAAGAAGACGAACACAGAAAAAUGUCUGCAAUUUUUAGGUACAACAAAACAAAGCUCCGCCACCAUUUCACUUUUAAAAUUACCUUUCUCUCCUUCACUUCUUCCAAAUUCCCCUCCAACUCCUCUUCCCUCACACCUCCUCUGAAACUCCCCUUCUUCUCAACCCCUAGCCGCCAGCAUCUCCCUCCUCCGCCCACUACGAUUCGGGUGAUAGGGUUAGGGUUAGGGUUUCAGCGGAGGUGCAAAUGGGAAGGGAGUUCCGACAACUACGACCAUUUGAAGGCGGAGGUGAACUGCCCGCGCUGCUCUAAGCCCAUGACCGUACUCUUCUCCAAUCGACCUUUAUCGAUCACCGCCGGCGAGACCGGAAUUUAUCAGGCGGUUAAUUUGUGCCCCCAUUGCCGCACUGCGUUCUAUUUCCGGCCUUCCAAGUUGGAGCCCUUGCAGGGGAAUUUCAUUGAGAUUGGGCAGGUUAAGGGUGGGGUAGGGGAGAGGGAAAAUAACGGUAACACGGCCGCUGGCAGCGAGAAUGGAAAAGCUGCGGGAAAGAUUUGGGAGAAGUUGAGGACUUACAGUGGUAAUAAUAGUAGCAGUGAUGUUGGGGAAAGUAGCAGUACUAGUGAUAGUUGUAGUAGUAGCAGUAGUAGUGAGACUGAGGUGGAGGAGAGUAUGGAGGGGUCUGCCGGUGAGUGGACUGGGUUAAAUGUGGUGAAGAAGUUGCCAACUCCGAAAGAGAUAUGUAAAGGGCUUGAUGAGUUUGUAGUUGGGCAAGAGAGAGCCAAAAAGGUGCUCUCUGUGGCAGUUUACAAUCACUACAAAAGAAUAUAUGAUGCCUCCUCAACCCAAAUGGCAGGUGGAGAAUCAGGCAAAACUGUAGAUGAACAAGGAAACUUUGAAAGUGAUUUUGUUGAGUUGGAUAAGAGCAACGUGUUAUUGAUGGGUCCAACUGGCUCGGGCAAGACGUUACUUGCAAAGACACUAGCUCGUCUCGUAAAUGUUCCUUUUGUCAUUGCAGAUGCAACAACGUUGACACAGGCAGGUUAUGUUGGAGAGGAUGUGGAAUCAAUAUUGUUUAAAUUACUCAUGGCUGCAGACUUUGAUGUAGAAGCAGCUGAGCAUGGAAUUGUGUAUAUUGAUGAAGUUGAUAAGAUAACUAAGAAGGCUGAGAGCUUAAACAUCGGCAGAGAUGUAAGUGGGGAGGGUGUUCAACAGGGUCUGCUUAAAAUGCUGGAAGGAACUGUUGUAAAUGUACCUGAUAAUAGAGCACGGAAACAUUCUCGUGGUGACAGUAUUCAGAUAGAUACAAAAAAUAUCCUUUUUAUUUGUGGUGGAGCUUUUAUUGGACUGGAAAAGACAAUUUCAGAGAGGCGACAAGACUCUUCAAUUGGGUUUGGAGCUCCAGUUCGUACAAAUAUGAGCCUUAGUGCCCUUACAAAUGCUGUAGUGGCAUCGUCAUUGUUGGAAUCUGUAGAAAGUAAUGAUCUCACUGCAUAUGGCCUCAUUCCUGAGUUUGUUGGACGAUUUCCAAUUUUUGUUAGUUUAUCUGCUCUAGAUGAAAACCAACUUGUUCAGACUCCCAAAAUAAAAGGCCAUAUAAGAGAACUUCAGCCCUACAUUCUGAUGUGUCCCUAUAGAGCUCUGGAUAAGCCAAUUUGAAGAAUAGUAAUUUGGAAUAUGAAGCUUAACAGGUCUAUUGAUUCCCUCCUUAUAAGGAGUAAUGAUAGUUAUGGGAGAUAGGUGACAAUGCUAAGACAUGCAUGCUAGUGGGUUUGAAAAGUGGAUGGCAUAGCUGACCUGACUAUAUUUGAAUAAAGGGUGAGUUAUAUUAUCAACAGGUUAGCUCGAGCUGUGUUUUUGUGGAUAAGCAGGGCCUUAUUAAAUUCUCUUGGAGAAAUGGUUCAAUCUUGUGUUGUUGUGGAUAAGUUGGAAAGAAGCUAACAUUGUUGUAAAGGGAUCAUAGCAUAGGCUAAAAUAAACUUGCAGAGAUUUCUUUUCUUUUGGUAUAUGUAAAAAUAUAAUACAGGUUUAGAAUAGCUUAUGAAGUUUUUAAGCUCUAUGCAAAUUUGUUUGCGUAAAGUCUUUUGUAGCACAAGCUUGAUGCCACCCUUUUAUUGCUCACCAGUAGUUGAACUA